Messenger RNA from Portunus trituberculatus (swimming crab), 2827 nucleotides. RefSeq names its product organic cation transporter protein-like. Gene Ontology annotation, cellular component: membrane. Gene Ontology annotation, molecular function: transmembrane transporter activity. The record is from RefSeq and is a predicted model, not a curated record. Gene Ontology annotation, biological process: transmembrane transport. Bases 244 to 2148 code for a protein of 634 amino acids. NCBI's taxonomy places the organism in Eukaryota, Metazoa, Arthropoda, Malacostraca, Decapoda, Portunidae. The transcript is spliced from 12 exons.
GUCAGGCAUCACAGGCGGGGCAGUGUGCGUACUGACUUUUAAGGGUGCAGACGUUGCAGCGGGUAAGACUUGCCGCUUCCUUUACAGAGAGAGAAGAGAAACGCGCAAGAUUGACGUAUGGAGUGGACGUUCCUUCUGUGGUGACACUCGGGGUCCAUGCUGACCAUUGCACUCCUAGCUCCUCUGGCUUCAGAAAUGGAUAUCUUAAGCUGUGACACUCUGGGAUUUAAGUCUUAAGCAAGAAUGGCGAACAAUCUUUUUACAGAGAUGCAAGACAAGGAUGGGAGACAACGAAGUACAAGCAGCAGCACACCAGCUGGUCCUCUUGCAAAUGUAGAGAGCGAGAUAAAGUUAAUGAAAGAAGAGAUGGACGGGGAGGAUAAAGGCGAAACGCCCAGCCUGACUUGCCUCGAGGACAUCAUGGACACGGUUGGCUCGCGAGGCCGCUGGAAUGUACUCCUCUUCCUGGUCUGCUCCUUCGCCUCGCUGCUCAACGCUUUCAUCACCAUGUCCUACCAGUUCUUUGGCGUCACCCCAGAUCACUGGUGCCGGGUGGACUCUCUCAAGGAGGCCAACUGGACCGACCAACAAAUCCUGAACCUUGCCAUUCCCUUUGACAACAAGACGGGGCUGCACGCCAAGUGUCACAUGUAUGACUACAACUACACAAAGGCAGCGCUGCUGGGCUACGACGCCUCCCUGACCCAGCAUUAUGACCUCGCCGACCAGGACACUCCACGGGUCGUCUCCUGCAGCGCGCGAGACUUCAACCUGACCCAGCAUGAGUCUUCCGUGGUGACUGAGUGGGACCUGGUGUGCGAUCGGCGAGUGCUGUACUCCACCACACAAGCUGCCAAUCAGAUCGGCUACAUCAUCUCCUCGGUCUUAACGCCCCUCUUCACUGACAGGUUUGGCCGCCGCCCCGUGGCCCUGUGUGUGUCUGCCCUAGCUCUGCUGCAGGGCCUGGUCAGCUGCUCCUCCCCCUCCAUUGAACUCUUCAUCAUCCUCAAGUGCACCCUCUCGGCUGCCACAUUUUCACUCGUUACCUGCAGCUUUCUUAUUUUGAUGGAGGUCUGCACCCCGUCAACACGUUCCACCUUCGGAAGCUUGUUUGGUUUGGCCUGGGCCGCGGGCUGCAUGAUGCUGCCUGGGAUAGCCUACCUCGUGAGGCCUUGGCGCUCCCUGCAGGCUGCUCUCUCUCUGCCCAACUUCAUUUUCCUGCUGUCGUGGAGGUUUCUGCCGGAGUCCCCUCGCUGGCUGCUGCUGCAGGAUCGUUACGAAGACACUGAGAAGUUGGUGGCAAGGAUCGCCGCUACUAACCGCACAAAGGUUCCUUCCAGGGACGUCCUGCGAGCCGCCCUCACACGCUUCAGCCAUCAGAUGCGGUCUAAGCAAGAUCAGCGUGACCUUGACAAUGUUAAGGAAGAAAGUGAACACAAACUUAGAAAUAAGAUGUCGGCGUCGCUGCGUUACGUGCUGUCCCCGUACAGCACUCCAAAGCUCGCCAGUAGGAUGUGUCUGCUCCUGAUGGCGUGGAUCUUCACAGCUUGUACAUACUACGGCAUCUCCCUCAAUGCCAACAACAUCAGGUGCCUGCCUACAUACUGCUACUGGUGCUCAUGGUGUGGGCAGGCCGCCGUCCAUCGCUCUGUGGUCUGUUCCUCAUCUGUGGCUUGUGUAUCGCUGUCAACGCCGCCCUCAUGUUCGCCUUCACUAGUGGUAAGGAGAGGCGAAGAGAGGAGAAAGGAAGAGAGAGUGGCUGAUGAUGGAUGGACAAUUCCCAUGUCAGCCAAGAUCAUCCUAUUGCUGCUGGGGAAGAUGGCUGUGGCCGCAGCCUUUCAACUUGUGUACCUCUUUACCGCCGAGCUCUUCACCACCCAGCAACGUUCACUCGCCAUCUGCCAUUGUUGUUUCGCUGGGAGGCUUGGCAGCAUUGCUUCCCCGUACAUCAACGAUAUACUGGGAGAGACAGCGGUAUGGGCUCCGUCAGCAGUGUUCUCCCUGAUGGCACUUCUCUCCGCCUUUGUCUCCUUUCCUCUCCCGGAGACUUUGAACAAGAACCUUCCUGAGACAGACCGUGACCUCGCCCAGUCCGAGGAGGAGGAAGACGACUCAAGGAACCCCCUUUCAAGUGACCCUUCUGUGUAAAAUGAACUGUGAAUCACCUGCAGACGUUGUUCAGAAGCGGCAAUACCGAUUCCAGCAGAGAGGAAAGCUUAACUAAACAGGCUCAUCAGGUUGAUCGGGUCUGCUUGUACCUUCACCUGUCACCCGGCCGAUAAAUGCCCACAGUAACAUUGGGACUAACAGAGUGUGGGAGAGGAAGACCGUUUUAGGACCACGAGAAUACUUUUAUGAUUACAGAGUCUCGAUGUUGCAGUUUGGUAUUGUAGUUGACUUUAUUUUCUCCACUCAAGGCUUUAUAACGACACCUAUUGGAAAGGGUGACGCACGCACGCACGAGCGCACGCACGCACACACACACACACACACACACACACACAGAGAGAGAGAGAGAGAGAGAGAGAGAGAGAGAGAGAGAAGAGAGGGGGUAGGGGUUAGAUGGAAGUGAUAGGGAAGGGGUAUGAGGUGUGGACACAAGAAGGAAGUGGGGAUGGGAUCAUGGUGAGGCGGACGACAUGAAGUGUGCUUGAGAAAGGGAAGUGUGAUUUCUGGCCAGUGAUAUUUACCUAUGAGAAUCCUUGAGUUGACAUGUCACUCUCGGUAAAAGUAAGGGUAGGAAGGCUGUCUCAUCAUACACCGGCACUAAAUGCAAAGAACAUUGAAAAAUAGAAUAUAUAAAAAUAAAUUAAAUGUUUUAUAUCUU